GCUUCAACGCAAGCAGGAGAACUCCAAGUGCCAUGGCUGUGCGCUGAAGCACACGCACUACGAGCAGCUGGGGGCGCGGAGGUCAUUGGCAGCAGACAUCGAGGACCUGGACCGUGAACUGGGCGCAGAAUCCCUGGGCCUCCUGCCACAGCUGCGGGCCAAGGAACAGGUGUUGCGGGAUCUCCAAUGCCUGGAUGAAGACGGCCUCAUUUCUUUCAAAGGACAGGCUGCAACAGAGGUGCUCUCAGGCGAUGAGAUCACGGUUGCGGAGGUGGUGUUCCACAACAUUCUGGAAGGCCACACGCCGGAAGAAGUGGCAGCGGCCGUCACGGCCUUUGUCUUCCCGGACAAGGUGGAGAUGCCCGAGGAUGCAAAGAUGGAGGAGCUGCCGGAGAGCCUGGCUACGGUUCGGCAGGCCGAGAAAGAAUACGAGGAAGUAGAAUGGGAGAGCCUCAAGCUCUGCAGAGAGCAAGCCCCAUUGGUGGCGUUGGCCGGCAACAUGGAGGAGAAUGCUGCGGAGCAGCCCAACCAGGUUCCCGCACUGCACUUGCUCGACCACCCAUUCGAGCCGUUUCUCACCUAUGAAAUGGUGUCGGCAGACCGGCAGUGGAUGAGAGCCGUGGUGGGAUUGAUGAGGUGGAGGGAUGUCCCUGCCAGGCCUCAUGCCUGUGCAAAGACGUGCACCGAGUGCUGCCAGCUCCACAACGCCAGUUGGCGCGUGGCAGCCUGCGAUGCUCAAAGAGUUCCUGGCCAGCUAUGCCCCUGCAGAAAUCCAGACAUCCUGCCUCCGUUGCCCGAGAUGCCCGAGUCUCCGAGUAGCCUCGAGGGUCGGGCUUCAAAUUGA
Molecule: messenger RNA, 844 nt
Organism: Symbiodinium necroappetens
Lineage: Eukaryota; Dinophyceae; Suessiales; Symbiodiniaceae
Source: the annotation of a GenBank genome assembly